Messenger RNA from Paramecium octaurelia, 1519 nucleotides. NCBI's taxonomy places the organism in Eukaryota, Ciliophora, Oligohymenophorea, Peniculida, Parameciidae. The record is from the annotation of a GenBank genome assembly.
AUGAACGUUGAUAUAUAAAAAGGUAGAGAAAGACCUGUUAGAAGAAACGGCUUAGUUAAUGGUCUUAAUCCAUAUCAAACUGUUAGUUGGAUUUAUACUCUGACUGAUAUUAUAAUAGCUUACAUAUUUUCAUUUUAGUUUGAAGAGUAGGGAAUACAUGUAAUAUUUAAUUUAUUUUCUUAAGGAACUCUUGCUCAUCUUGUUAACAAUCAUUGUUACAACCAUUUGUUACAGUUGUCUUAAAGCUACUCUAAUAGAUCCUACAGAUCCUAUAGUGAAAUAGGAAAUAUCACACAAACAAUAAGGGUAAAUAUAUUUAUUAUUAUGCCAAAGUAAGGAAUUUAAAACUGAGAUCAAAUCGUAUUGUCUAGUAUGUUAGGCACAUGUCUAAGAAAAAACUAAGCAUUGUUGGAGUUGUAAUAAGUAAUUCUGAGAUUUCAUUUAGAUGUGUAUCACUUUUUGAUCAUCAUUGUAUAUGGCUCAAUAAUUGCGUUGGGGAUUAGAACUAUUCAUACUUUUUUAUAUUAGUUAUUUCCUUGGUCGCCUUUAAAAUAUUCAAAUUGGCCUUAGAUGUCAAUCUAAUAUACUAUGCAGAUGAUUUAUAAAUACUAGUUUAUAUUUGCAUUGCAAUCGAUCCACCAGUCCUCAUUAUUCUAAUAUACUUAUUGUCAAUGCAUUUAUUUUUUAAGUUUAUGAUUUAUUUGAUAUUCCUAGAUACAAACAUAUAACUACAUAUGAAUACAUUAAAUCAAAGUAGGACAAGAAAUAAUAAAUAAACCAACAACAGCACCCACAACAAAAGUAGAAUUAAAAUGAAAGUGGAACUGGAUAUGGUUAGUUAUUAUCAACUUCAAAAAGAUUCGAUUUGAAAUCAUAAUUGUCUCUAAAAACUGCAGAUUCUAAAACAAAUAAAUAGAACUAUUUUUCAAACAAAGAAGAUGAUAAAAAGAAUCCUUAAUAAUCUCCUUCUUAACCUUAAUUUACUUAGAUUCCUAGUUUAUUCACUUCAAAACCAACAACUCCAGGCAACGAUCAGGAUAGAAAGUAUCGAAUAUAAUAAUAGAAUUCCUAAUCCUAAGCAAAAGAUCUGGAUGAAAUAAGAGAUAAGUAGAUUUACAAUUAAGUGAUUGCCGAAGAUUCAGAACCUUAAAUGAAUGAAAGUUCUGACGAAGAGUAGAAUGACAACUUUAACAACAAUAAACAUCAUUGUCCAAAGAAUAGCAAUGUUUCUCAGAUUGAUUAAGCAGUAAAUCAAUCUAUAUCUGUGGAAGUUGAUUAAUAAAUCAUCCAAGAGAAAUAAGAGGAAGUGAAUAAGGAAAUAGAGAAUGUAAAUAAAUCAGUGGAUCAAGAUAUAGUUAGUGUUUCAAAUUAAUAAUCAUUACAUGCACAAUAACCUCCUCCUCCUUAGAAUUGCUAUACAUUCUAAAUGGAUUUAAAUUCUGAAUAAUAGAAGAUUAUCAUAUCUCCGUCUAGUAAGAGAAAUAGUUAACAUUUAAUUGCUGAUAAUUGUACUGAAUGA